This is a messenger RNA of Lagopus leucura (white-tailed ptarmigan), 2344 nucleotides long. RefSeq names its product polymeric immunoglobulin receptor-like. Gene Ontology annotation, molecular function: transmembrane signaling receptor activity. Bases 67 to 1356 code for a protein of 429 amino acids. NCBI's taxonomy places the organism in Eukaryota, Metazoa, Chordata, Aves, Galliformes, Phasianidae. The record is from RefSeq and is a predicted model, not a curated record. Gene Ontology annotation, cellular component: plasma membrane. The transcript has 7 exons.
AGGAGGAGCAUACAGCAUGCUGGUGGAAUUUUGCACUGGAAAAAAAAAAGAAGAUAAGCAAGUUUGAUGGCCCCAGGUUGGGCUGUGGAGGUCUGGGCAAGACCCAGUGAGGUGCCAUGGGUCAUGGCUGCAUCUGGGCUUGGUAAUCAUCAUUGCCAUCCUCAAACUCCCUGUGCAUGCCUUUUUGGAGCUGUUCAGCUCUGCAGAUCCAAACCACAAUCCCCUUUCUGGUUGCUCACAGGGACACCAGCAAAAACUGUACCCAAAAUGAGAUUUGGAAGUUUGCCGAGUGAACAUUCGAGAAGGGCAGAGAUGGAAGUUCUCCUCCUCUUUGUGGCUUUGCUGCAAGAGCCAGCCUCAAGCACCUUGUAUGGGCCCAGGUUUUUGUCAGGCGCAGUUGGAGGGUCCAUCACCCACCAGUGCUUCUACUCCAUCACGCCUGCCAACAAGCAUGACAGAAAGUUCUGGUGUAAAAGGAAGAGCGAUGGGAUUUGCUACACCAUCAUCUCCACCACCAACUUCAUCUCAGAAGAUCACGUGGGCCGAGUGGCCCUGGAGGAUGUCCCUCAGAAUGGCACCUUCAUGGUGACAAUGACACAGCUGAAGACAAGUGACACAGGGACCUACCGCUGUGGCAUUGGCCCCACCAACAGCGACCUCCACGUCAGCCUGAACCUGACUGUGUCAGCAGAAAUCUUCACUUCACCAAACCCAGCAAGGCACAAUUCUGUGAACCCCACUUUGCCGUUCAGGUCAUCUUCCAACCAUGUAGUGACACAGAGUAGCACCACAUGGCCAACAGACACCACAGGACCAACAGACACCAUGGGUCCAACAGACACCACUGGGCUGAGACUCACCACAAUGUUGGCAUACAUCAUGGGCACCAGAACUGAGGGCACCAGCCCCCAUCCACCAGUUCUCCCCCCCAGCACCUUUGUGACCUCCCGCAGUGACACCUACAGCCAGAGCUCAUCGGGCGAAUUCUCUCUGCUCUCCGUUGUGAUACCAGCUCUGGUUUUGCUGAUUUUCAUCAUUACCACUGUUCUUGUCCUUACCAAAAUAAAGCUUCGUAAGGAGAUGGAUGUAAGUAGGCGUUGGAAGAACUUUUCCCUCCCCCACAUUUGUUCAGGAGAAGAAGGAAGCACCCUGGGACAGACAGAAGCCGUGCUGGUGCGGACUGGGCUGAGUCCCACUGAAGGACAGGGGAUGGAGGAACUCAGCAGCCCAGACAACACCAUUGGAUGCAAGGCAGAGUCAGGCAGACAUUGGAUGAUACGUGCUCUCCUCGGAAGGUUCGGGCAGACCAGGUUGUAUGAAUCCUUCAGUGAAAAAUAUUCUUUCCAACAUGAAUGAUGAAGACUUGAGGGAACCCAGGCAGAACCCCUCCUCUCAGAGCACGAUGUACAUAAGCUCAGAAGCUUCUUUACUGAAAGGCAAAAUACAGCUAUAACCUCAAAGCAUGCAGCACUUCUUCCUUGCUCCCCAUUCCACAGCCAAAUGCCUUGUUGUGUGGCGUGUAGAGAACAAAAUGAAGCAACUAGCCAUGCUGUUCCUGUAUGCGACCCUGACUGUCUCCUGUAGAGCAGAGCACCCCAAUGGGGAGCUGGGUAUGGAAUGGAAGAAUCCUCAGGGCUGCAGGUCUGACUCUUGGAAAUCCUCAUCCUUAGGGAUUUGUUUUGCAAAGCACAAACCAUGUCAGACUUCAGUUCAACACCAAAGAUUUCAGCCCAGACUGGGUGCCAUACUUCAGCCUAGAGGAAAAAAAAAGCAAAGCAAGGGUUAUUUGUGUUCUGGAGAUGCCAAAGUGCUUUGGCACCUGUGACUUGGCAAGACGACGCUUCCUUGUCUGUUAAAGCAAAUAUAUUUGCGUAAUUCCAUCUUGUUCAGAGUCAAAGGAUCGGUUUUACCAGAAACUGCAAGGGCAAAGACGGAGGUUUGGAUAACGAAGCUGUAAGUCUGUCAGGAACUGCCUCUUGUCCAAGGUGCCCAAGUGGCUGCAGGCCCUCACCGGCUGCCUUCAUCCAGGGUUCCUCUACCUACUGCGGUGCCACCAUUUCCAGCUCCUUCCAAGCACAUCUCUGUGCACGUGAGCAGCCAGACAGGAGGUGGGAAGGCAACAUGCAGGCAUCCAAAAAGGAAAGGCUCUCCUGAGAGCAGUAGGUGUACAAAAAGCAAACACACCUGUGUUUAUCGUGGCCAAGCGCAAACCCCAGAGCCGCUGUCCUGCUCCAGCUCCUCAGCUUUUCCUAUGAGCGGGUGAGAAAGUCUUCCUGUGGCCCCGAAUAAAACAAAAUCAUUGCCUUAAUUAGAAUAAAGGAAAGCAAGUUAAUGACUCAUCCCA